This is a messenger RNA of Anopheles maculipalpis, 687 nucleotides long. RefSeq lists its product as uncharacterized. Bases 1 to 687 code for a protein of 228 amino acids. Gene Ontology annotation, molecular function: DNA-binding transcription factor activity. NCBI's taxonomy places the organism in Eukaryota, Metazoa, Arthropoda, Insecta, Diptera, Culicidae. Gene Ontology annotation, biological process: regulation of DNA-templated transcription. The record is from RefSeq and is a predicted model, not a curated record. The transcript has a single exon.
AUGGAUUCUUCUUCAGUCAACCGUAAAACCAGGAAGUCAGCGAAGACGCAGAAAGCUGAGGAUACUGUUCCUAUCCUCAACAUUGGAAAACCUUUGCAACUCAAGCAAUCUAAGGCCAGUCAGAACAUUGGAAUGGAAAUGCUUUCGAAGAAACUUCAACAUUCGACUACAACCACCCGUAGUUCUACAGCGCGUUCCGACAGCUCCAGCUUCAUGGAUAGUGAGGACAGUUGCGACGGUAGCCGUCUUCAAAUCGCUUUCAACUCGCGCAAAUCCAACUCGUCCAAAUAUGAUACUCAAGCACUGAUGCAUUUGAAGUCUUCACUGGAACCUCGUCCACUCAAACGAUGGGGAGCUGAGGUCACGUUGCAGAAUGGAAAGAUCCCGCUAUUCUACCACAAGAGCAUGGCUCGUCAGUUUCCCACCAAGGAACGUACACCGGAGCAGAUGGAAAUGCGUCGUCGCAACACGGAAGCAGCACGGCUCAGUAGGGCUAAGAUGAGGAUGGCAGAGCUCAUGAUGGAAAAGGAAGCAACGGAACUAAGCACAGAAAAUACGGGAAUCAAGCAAAUGAUCGCAUCGCAGUUGGUCUAUGCGAACGAACUUCGGAAGUUGUUGAAUAAGUCGUCGGCGAUCGAGUUGAACUAUUUCCAAAGAGUUGGCAAUAGAAAUAGUGAUUUUGCUUAA